Molecule: messenger RNA, 555 nt
Organism: Laetiporus sulphureus 93-53
Lineage: Eukaryota; Fungi; Basidiomycota; Agaricomycetes; Polyporales; Laetiporaceae
Exons: 4
Coding region: 1-555 (184 amino acids)
Source: RefSeq, a predicted model, not a curated record
AUGAUCUCGACUUUGCGAUGGGAAUGCGCUGAGUUGGCCAUCGAGUGGGACUGGAGCGAACGCGAUGCGAUUCGUACUGAGCUGCUGCGGUGCGCGCCGAUCAUAUUCAAAGAGUGUGCAAUCGGCGUCGAUUCAGCGAUCAGGCAGCACAGCAUGACCUACACCACGCAUGUUAUCACCCACCCACAGUCCUGGUUCGUAAUGCAAAUUUUCACUGUGCAUCACAGCUACGAGCAGCAAAUCGCGAUAUCAGCAUUCGGAUUGUACAGCUUGUUCCAUAUCGUAAAUAAGAGGAAUUUUGCAUGGCUUGCAGCCAAUGGGCCUGAGUGGCAAGGCCAUGUCAGUGAGAAGGAGACGGGCGGCGUGACUGUUUCCGGGGUACUGGACGUUCUGGCCGCCGUCAGCCGUGACGUUCCGAAUGGAAUAUUCAGCUUCAGCUCCUCUAAUGCGCUAGGACACCGACAGCAUAACUUAGCAGAUCUACCCUGCCAGUUGAAAGCUAUCGUGAUCACAAUCGGUCACCGAAACGCAAUGAGAGGAGAUGGCUUCAGCUGA